Aspergillus campestris IBT 28561 is the source of this 682-nucleotide messenger RNA. RefSeq names its product DNA replication protein PSF3 (gene psf3). Lineage: Eukaryota; Fungi; Ascomycota; Eurotiomycetes; Eurotiales; Aspergillaceae. The coding region runs from base 27 to 566 and encodes 179 amino acids. Gene Ontology annotation, cellular component: GINS complex. The record is from RefSeq and is a predicted model, not a curated record. Gene Ontology annotation, biological process: mitotic DNA replication initiation. The transcript is spliced from 6 exons.
GAUCAACGGUGUGAGAUAUCUUCGUCAUGUCGUACUACGACGUGGACUCAAUAUUGACUGACUCGGAGAAACUGCCCUGCACGUUUGAGCUGGAAGUACCCGGGUUGGGCGUGUUGGAGGGGAAUCCGGGUGAAAACAUCAAAGCGGGAACGCAACUCGACCUCCCAUUAUGGCUUGGUGAAAUGCUGUCGAUUGGAGCCCGCCUGGGCACGUCCCGUCUCGUCACACUCGACAUCCCAUCCGCUCUAUCAGAGCGCGUGCUGAAUGCGCUCAAGGCCGACCCCCGAACGAUCGACCUGCGCUCGCUGGCGCCACACUUUUACAGUCUCAGUGAGCGGGUGCUGGAGUUGUUUGAGGAGGAGGAGAUGGUGGAUGUUUUGUUGAAUACAUUCGCGAAACGCGCUGCAGAGAUCGCAGACCAUGCGCAUAAUCCCAAGGGUGCGAUGGGGCAGGGGGUGGACUUCUUGCGCGGACUGGAUGAGAUGGAGAGGCAGUUAUUCCGAGUUGCUCAUGAAGGAGCUAAGGAAGUGCGGGUUUGGGCAGGGGAGGCAAAAAAGAGGCCCUGAUCCUUUGAUUGCUUGGUUGGGUGAUCUGUGAGUAUAUGUGAGGGAAGUUUGUUAUGAACGAUAUAUGAUGGAGUUAGGGUUGUUUUUGGAGUUAUCAAUGAGUAUGUAUAUAUUAG